CCUCACCUCAUCCCGCACGCUUCGACACACCAUUGUCUCUCUAAUUCGGCGCCACCUCCGCCGUCUUCGUCUAACAAGCAUAUAUUGCCCAUCUCGGCGCUUCAUUUGAGAAUUUUACCUGCGUCGGGGUCUCUGCGCCCGCGUGCGUUAGCCCGGCCCCCCGCCGCGCCCCGCUUCUCGCGCCUCACACAACCUGGGAAGCUUGCGAUUAACCGGCAUUUCGUCUUGCAUAUAACAACGAGCGCGCCGCUCCACACAGACGUAUGCUAACUCUGGGCCCUGGGAAAUCUUCCGCGUACCAAGAGCGACCGGCGUACCCAGCCUUGAAGUCGGAGCGCCUCGGAGCCCAACGAAGCCCGUCGCGAAAAGCGCCACCUCGCCUUCCAGCCAUCUCGCGUGUUCCUGAUCAGCUCUAGAGGAUCGCCUGUUUCCUGGCCUAGUACCUGGGAUCGUCAGUGCUCGUGAAAAUAGAGGGUACGCCAUGAGCGAAACUACGAUGAAAUGGUAUCAAUUUCUACUGAAAGAGACGGAGACGGACCUCUUUCACACGCUGAGAAGCAUCGAACAGGACGGGGUCCCUCCCACAAGGAAUGAAGUCAACAAGCUGAGACAAACGCUAGACCUCCUAGGCUAUGCUGGGGACCAAUGCCUCGGGCGAUAUCAUGUUGAUGGCAGUAACCUGAUUUUGGAAUGUGCGAAGAUAGGCGCUGUAAUUCGGCACAAAAUCCUCGGCGGCGAUUGGGACAAGCGAGCAACCCACGACGCGGACGAGGAUCCCGCAGACGAGCCCGACGCCGUCCUCGAUACGCAGCCUGCCGACACCGUUGGCAAAGCCUUCUCCGACGAUGAACCUAUCUCGUGGGACGAUGUGAAGGAAGAAGUGAUCCCUUCCUACGUGAAAACCGUCACCUUCACUAUUGCAGAAGCAGAGAUAACGCCAAGUCGACGGAAAGAGUUGGAAGAGCGCUUCCCCGGCGUUGCAAUCCAAGUGGUCUCGCCGGCGCUAGUGUCUGCCAAAGUUGGAAAGCCGAAGGGUAUCAAGAGCGCAACGUUCGAGCUUGACCGUCUCGAACUAGACAACGAUCCGGCGCUACAGACGAGCAUUGGCAAUCAAUUCCCAUGGGCCACCAUCCGGCCUGAGCCGGUCGCUAGCAUUUCUUCAUCCGAAGCGCCUGUCAGUGCAACAACAACAGAGCCCCAUAUUUCUCUUCACCUUGCCCACGACCUCCCGGGCCACACCAAGAAAGGCCCCGUAGUAAGGAGAGAGUCGGUCGAUGCGUCCAGCGAGGCCACUGACACAUCGCCACGGCCUAGCCCAAGAAACCGUAGUGCCAUUCAACGUGAGACUCCCGGUAGAGCUCGACCGGCUACUGGUAUUGUUCAAGCUGCAGCGGACGAGGACGAGCAGGAAGACAACCGACAAUCCAAGCUCGAUGAGUCAAUACAGUCUGUUCCUAAGGGCCCCAAAGGGCAUGAAUCAGCGGAUGAGACAAUUAAAGCUGUCGCGAGACAGAUCGGCCUAGAGAUGGCCCAUCCUGAUGUCAUCUGCGGAAUGUACUCCCAAUAUUCGAGAACAAAACAGAUCCGGCCCUUCGUACCGAAACUAUACAAAUUGGACCACUACUACAGCAACCUCGUCGACCUCUCUAUCAUCGCCAAUAAGAAGCGGAUGGCGCCCCUGGAGUAUGCGCUACUGCUUAAAUUCCAAUGCACCAACUACCAAUACCAACGCCAAAUCCCCGAGAUCCCGAUUGCCAUCAAAGCAUUUCAGUACUUGCCUAUUCGAUCUCCUCUCUGUCGGUGGAUGACGAUCCUCUACUCUUUCCUAUGGGGGACAGAGGAUGAAGGGGAUUACGACGCCUUUUGUGCGUCGUACGAGGGGUUGGACCAGGCAGCGCUUGCAAGAUUCCUUUUCGGGGUUGCGAGAGUACGGUGUCCGUUUACCACUGGACUCGACGCAGCCGUACUCAAGCGAUGGUGUGAUGUGCAUUCACAUGCCCCUGGGUCGGAAGAAGAAAGGCUCUGUAAAGAGACAAUAUCAAAGAGCAAGGUGUCCAUCGAUGAUGCGACGAGGGACGAAGAACGUCUUCGCCUAAAGGAAGCAGAAGCCACUAUCAACGAACUUGGCGGCACUGUUAUAAUGCCCCCGCAAGGCGCUUCAACCUCCGGGCCCGGAAAGCGAAAAUAUGAGGGUGCAGCAAACAGCCGCUUUAGCAAGAAGAACAAGAGGGGCGGUGGCCUUGGUCUUGGUAGGUGAUGCAUUUGUGCUUCGGCGGACGUCUGCUAUUUACCAAUUUGCUACCACUGUCGCGCGCUGUCUGGUUUUCUGUCCUGGAUCAGCGGCGAGGUUCAUGUAUUGCGACAUUGAUAUCAUCCGGAAAUCGCCUUGCGGCAUUUCUCUACAAUGUUGGCUCGCUUCCUGUCCUCGCCUCCGUUUCUUAGGGGCAAUUAUGCUCAGAAUAUGCUGACCUCUUAGGUACCCUUACCAGUUCUAUACCUGCUGAUGCGGCUGCGAACCUCCAUCCAACUCCCAGUCCCAUCUCUAGGCGCAGCGGUGGAGCGUCACCAGACCCGUCCAUACUCCAUUUGAG
Messenger RNA from Trematosphaeria pertusa, 2591 nucleotides. RefSeq lists its product as uncharacterized. Bases 482 to 2257 code for a protein of 591 amino acids. NCBI's taxonomy places the organism in Eukaryota, Fungi, Ascomycota, Dothideomycetes, Pleosporales, Trematosphaeriaceae. The record is from RefSeq and is a predicted model, not a curated record. The transcript is spliced from 2 exons.